Molecule: messenger RNA, 781 nt
Organism: Trichobilharzia regenti
Lineage: Eukaryota; Metazoa; Platyhelminthes; Trematoda; Strigeidida; Schistosomatidae
Source: the annotation of a GenBank genome assembly
AUGGUUUUAUUAUUCUUAGUUGAGGAAAAUGUUUGUUUAUCUUUUUUGAAUUUUGCACGGAUUCAAUUCCAACGUGGCCAGUGUAAGUAUUCGCGCCUUCAAUUGCGCGUGUGUCCCCACUCAUUCACGCAGUCAGGUCAUAUACUAAUGUCGGAAAGGUCAUGGAACUCAAUAAAACAAGAGGACUGUAAAAUUGAGGUUGGAACAGUUGAUGUGAUAAAGCCCAAAAGUCCAACUGAGGCGAAAGAAAAGAACCAAGUGGGAAAGUCUGUGGUAGUUCCAAGAACUUUCUCUUCUCUCCGCUCGCUCUGUGGGGUACAAGGAAGGAGUGUGGCAGGUGAACUGCUGCACAUAUGCGCAAAGUUUUAUAUGGAAAAAGAUCAUUCAGCCAGUACUAGAUUACUUAGUAGAAUUUUCUAUUUUAUUGAUAAUAGUGUCCACAAGUUUUUUUAACUUCCUCAUAUGGUCCUGUUUUAAUAUGUUGACUGACCUUGUUUAUGUAUUCUGAUUUGUCCAUGACUACUGUUGUUGUAUUUCCCUUGUCCAAUUUUGUGAUCACUAUGCUAUUUUGUCGUUUCUCAAGCAUUUAGAGCUGCUAUUUCGUUUUGUAAUACAUUGCUUUUUCCUUUCUUCUGAAGUUUUUAGUGUCAAGCCACAUUGUGCUCUGACUUGUUCCGCAGAAGUUUUGUCUAUUUCACACAUAUUGCUGCUUCUAUAGGGGGAAUAAUGUCUUCAGAUUUUAAUCUGUUGACAGCCACGUUUUUAAUCGUGCUCCACCUUG